Messenger RNA from Cryptomeria japonica (Japanese cedar), 2505 nucleotides. RefSeq names its product disease resistance protein Roq1-like. The transcript has 5 exons. Lineage: Eukaryota; Viridiplantae; Streptophyta; Pinopsida; Cupressales; Cupressaceae. Gene Ontology annotation, biological process: defense response; signal transduction. Bases 1 to 2505 code for a protein of 834 amino acids. Gene Ontology annotation, molecular function: ADP binding; nucleic acid binding. The record is from RefSeq and is a predicted model, not a curated record.
AUGGGAUAUGAAGGAAAAGGAUUAAGAAAAAAUGAGCAAGGAAGUCAAGAGCCCAUUCAGCCUAUUAUGAGACCAAAGUAUGAAGGUCUUGGAUAUGGUAAGAAAGAUAGCUCAGAAGUGUCAGAACAAGGGAUGGAGAAUGCUGUUCAGUAUCAGCCUCCCGCCACCAAAAUUCCCUUCGAUACCAACAACAAAUUUAACGUGUUUCUCAGCUUUCGCGGAAAAGAUGUGAGAACAACUUUUGUCGACCAUCUCUACGAAUCUCUCUCGGGAGAGGGACUUAAGGUUUUCCUCGACAGCGAAGAGCUGGAGAAAGGCAAAGAAAUCGAUUCAAAUUUGCAGGAAGCCAUUAAAACAAGUGAUGUUCUGAUCCCUAUAUUUUCUAAACACUAUGCAGAAUCAACUUGGUGUCUGAAGGAGGCUGCCCAGAUGUGGAGAUCCAAUGGCUUCAUCAUUCCUCUUUUCCAUGAUGUGGAGCCCUCUGAUGUUCGCUACCCUCAAAGAGAGGGAGGUCCAUUCGCCAAGGCAUUCCAAAAGCAUUACAGCCAUUUAGAUCGGCAGGAUGAGAAAACAAUCGAGGAAUGGAAGAAUGUUCUUCAUCAAAUCUCUUCUCUUUCUGGUUGGACAAGGGCGGAAGAAUUCGGGUUUGAUGCUUAUUUCUUUGCACAGAAAAAUGGUACCCUUGUAGACUUGCAAGGGGCAAUUCUAAGAAGAUUGGUAAAUUACCAUGGAGAAGUUUCAAGUGUUGCCGAGGGAAAAGCUCUGAUGAAAAACGUAUUGCAAGGAGUUCGUGCCCUUGUCAUUUUGGAUGAUGUGAAUGAUCUGAGUCACUUGGAUGCACUGAAUGGGGACUGGUGUGGGCCUGGGAAGGAUGAAGCUCUUCAAUUGUUUUGUUGGCAUGCUUUCUCGAGGGCGUUCGCGGAGACCCCCUACAAAAAGCUUUCUACAAGAAUUGCAAGAGCCUGCAAGGGUCAUCCUCUUUCAUUACAAGUUAUUAGAGCAUAUUUGUUUGAUAAGAAAGAGCGGGAUGACAUUCAAUAUUGGGAAGAAGCUCUCCAUAACAUUGGGGAAAAUCAAGAAAUAUCCAAAGUCCUUCGAAUCAGUUAUGAUGGACUUCGCCAUGUUGAGAAGGAAAUGUUUCUGGAUAUAGCUUGUUGUUUUGCUGGUAAAAAAGAAAAUGAUGCUGUUACCUUCUGGGAAGUUUUAUACCCAAAAAGAGUUAAAACAGCUCUCAAGAAUCUUUCGCUGAAAAUGCUUAUAAAUGAGAGUGGCCCUAAAAAUCUCCUCGAUAUGCAUGACCUUCUGCGGGGAAUGGGAAAAGGAAUUCAAGAGCAGAUUGAUAAUAAUAGCAGACUCUUGCUGCCUAUGGGUUCACACAGAGCUUUGAGCAGAGACAGAGCAGAGGGAGUGAAUAUGCUUGUUUACACAGGGGAUAAUGGAAAAGAGCCUGUGAGCUUCCAUAGAAUGCCAUCCAUACGCUACCUAGUUGUGCAAAAUACAAAAAUAGUGGGAAACAUUGGAAAGUUCGCUCCGAAUUUGUUAUGGAUAAAAAUAAAAAACUGUGAAUUAGGUGGUAUGUAUACAUGGUUAACAUUAAGAAACAGAUUCCAACUGGAUAGCAGUUGGUCCCAAGUCAGGAUUUUAAGUGUAGAGCAGUGUCCAACUUUUACGAUAAUCCCAAAGACACUUGACAGCUUGGUGAACUUCCGAUGCUUGUAUCUGCAGGAUUGUGUUGCUCUCACAAUUCUUCCAGACACACUUGAUAACAUGGCACAAUUGAAGGAGUUGCAUUUGUGCGGCUGUACAAAUUUAACAAGCCUUCCUGAAACUGUAGGCAACUUGAUGCAGUUAGAAAUCUUGCGUUUGAAAGACUGUACAGCUCUAAGAAGCCUUCCCAGCACUAUAGGUAAUUUAGUUCAACUACAGGAGCUGGUCUUGAAAAGAUGUACAGGGCUAAGGAAUGUUCCCAACACAAUAGGUGACUUGGCACAACUCCAGACUUUGAUUACGUAUAAUUGUUCAAGUUUACAGAGCAUUCCUUACCCGUUCGGCAAGUUAAAAAAUCUUAGGCGAUUACACAUUCCAGGUUGGACAGACCUAGAAAGCUUUCAUGAUGCGGUUAUCAGUUUAGCCCAGCUUAGGGAGUUAAGCAGAAGCGUCGGGAUAGGAAGCUCGGUGCAGAAGAAGUUUAAUGUCUACAUUGUUUACCACGCAGCAGAUGAAAGGAAAAUAUUGAUGGCUCAUAAGUACAAACACCUGCGCACCGGAUCACUUUGUUUGUGCACAGGCAGUGAGGAUAAGGAAAGUAGUGACAUUAGGGAUGCAAUUGAUAGCUGUGAUAUUCUUGUCCUUGGUUUAUCCAAGAGCUUUGCAGAGUCGAUUGUGUGCAUGAAAAAGUUCGCAGCCAUAAGGCGCUCGAAGAAUGGCCUUAUUGUUUCUCUAUCCCUUCGCAGCUUUACACAGUCCUGUCGUAUCAAAUUUUUGAGCACAUUGAGAGAGUUAUGA